Penicillium atrosanguineum is the source of this 930-nucleotide messenger RNA. Its product is annotated as ankyrin repeat domain-containing protein. The transcript has a single exon. NCBI's taxonomy places the organism in Eukaryota, Fungi, Ascomycota, Eurotiomycetes, Eurotiales, Aspergillaceae. The coding region runs from base 1 to 930 and encodes 309 amino acids. The record is from RefSeq and is a predicted model, not a curated record. Gene Ontology annotation, molecular function: protein binding.
AUGAACUUCCAAAUAGACGGCAUCUCACCCUUAACAAAGGCGACAUCGGAACAGAGAGUGCUCAACAAACUCUUGCAACACGAAGGAAUCGACCUGAAUUUCUGCAACUCUGACGGCCGAACAAGUCUUUUCUUCGCCGUGGAAUGCUCGCUAACCGAUUCAUUAAGGCUCUUGAUAGAAGAAGGGGCUCUCCUUGAUCAGAAGGAUAAUGAAGGCCGGACCUCAUUGUCACUAGCGGCAGAGGGUGGGCGUCUCGACCAUGUGAAAAUUCUCGUCGAGUCCAAGGCGGAUAUUAGUUUGCCGGAUUCCAAAAAAUGGACGCCACUAUUUUGGGCAGUUUGGAGACAGAAUAAUGAGACGGUGAAAUACCUCCUUUCAAAACAAGACGUGAACAGCGGCCAUCAAGAUGUCAACGGUCGGACACUUUUAGCAAUCGCUGCAGAGACUGGAAAUGUCGAAAUUAUAAGGUGCCUGAUCAAUGCUAAAGCGAAGAACAGGCGAAUAAGUGGGAUUGAACGCGACCUCUUGAUAUGGGUAAUAUUUCAACGGGAUAUCAUAACUGUUCAACUUUUGCUUGAGACUGACGAGAGUCUGGCUAAUCAUCGCGUGAAAGGUCGCACUCCACUUUCGAUGGCGACUGAGCUUGGAGAUUCUGGAAUAGCUAGGCUUCUCAUCAAUGCAAGGGCGGAUGUGCAUGCAUCAGAUGAAUUCAGAUGGCCCCCUCUGAGCGGGUGGCUAUUCGAAACUUACCUUCCAUCUAAUGAAAUUCUGCUGCAAAUUGAGCACUUCUCUGCCAAUUACCAUCCAACAAACCAGCCCCCAUUGUUACUUGCGGCAGAGUUUGGACGUGUCGAGAUUUUGCAGCAGCUGCUCGAUGCAAACGUCAACGUGAACUCGGAGGAUGCAAAGAAGUGGACAUCGCUCUCCUAG